Molecule: messenger RNA, 1614 nt
Organism: Mya arenaria
Lineage: Eukaryota; Metazoa; Mollusca; Bivalvia; Myida; Myidae
Product: putative nuclease HARBI1
Exons: 5
Coding region: 512-1288 (258 amino acids)
Source: RefSeq, a predicted model, not a curated record
CAUAGGUAUGUAUGAAAUCAACAUCCGGUUGACCUUCACCGUCACUGAGCAAAAUGCAAAUACGUUUGGGAUAAAUGCAGCUAAGUUUUCCAUCUUAGAUACGUUUCUUUCUGAUAGUUUGGGCAUUCAUAAUGUAGAUAUACAGCCCCUUUAUUGAAUUAUCUCGUCAUUUGCUGUUUAAUUCGCUAAAUUGUAUGUUAAUGGACAAUUCUAUGGAUAUUGGACAUCACAAUCUGUCAGACCCAGUUGUCAUUUUUAAUGUUGACAUAUCUGUUCUAUUUGAAAAGUGGUAGGAAGUGUUUAGUCUUAACAGUACUCAACAUGAAAACCAAAUAUGCUUCUGUCAUAUCAUUGGAGGUAUAUUAGGUGUUAUGAAAUGGGUGCCUAUAGCCUAUAGGUUUCAUGUACAAUGUAGAGUAAGCCGGAGAUUCAAGUAAAACUUUAUAAUUUCAUCAUCAUUUAAGAGAAUACAUGGUUCUUGAAUUAACCCCAGUGAAUACUCUGAAUGUAAAUGUUUGCGUGUUAUUCUCAUAUUAACAUUGAGAAAUUAUUUCAGGUUCUUGUUGGUCUCCGGUGCCUGGCAAAAGGUGCCUUUUUUUCGGAGGUUGCUGACACACACGGAGUGAGCAGAUCGAGUGUCUGCAGAAUUAUCCAUGGAUUUGUCGAUGCUGUAAUCAACAACGUUGACAAUAUCAAGUUUCCUGUUCAGAGGGAUGACCAGAUGUCAGUGAAGAGGGGUUUCUACAGGAAGUGUAAAUUCCCAAACAUUGUAGGUGCUGUUGAUGGUACUUUAGUACCGAUUCUGGCCCCAACAGCAAAUGAAGAGUCAUUCGUAUGCCGUAAGGGGUUUCAUGCCAUCAAUUGCCAAGCAGUGGCUUCCUCAGACUUGAGAUUCAUUGACAUAGUGGCAAAGUGGCCUGGUUCCUCACAUGAUGCUGGUGUUUUUGACAAUUCGGUGUUAAAGGACUAUCUAGAAGCAGACUUGGAGGCUGUACUUCUAGGCGACAGUGGGUACCCGCUGAGGCGUUAUUUAAUUACUCCUAUUCUGCACCCAUCAAAUGAGAAUGAGGAGAGGUACAACAGACGCCACAAGACUGCAAGAGAAGUUGUUGAGAGGGCUUUUGGUGUUUUGAAGUCAAGAUUUAGAUGCCUACACAGAUCGGGGGGUGUGCUGCCAUUUUCACCAGGAAAGAGCUGUCGGGUUUUUUUAGCCUGCUGUAAACUACACAAUCUGUGUAUUGACAACAAUAUGCCACUUCCUGCUCUCUGCCAACAGUUCCCUCUGUAAACUGAUCAGCUCGUCCGAGCACUGGCAGUCUAUAAAGAUACAUAUUCAAUUUUUUAAGUCAAUGUAUUGAACUGAUAAUGUUUAAAACACCUAUUUGGAAACAAUAUAUUGUAAUGUUAUCUUCAUUCAAACUUUAACAGAUAAAUGGGAUAGAUGUAGUAGGGUUUUCAAUUUAGAAAACAGCAAGUAAUGAAUAAAUUAUGUACUGUACCACUGUAUUGAAUCAGUGUUUAAUAAAAAUGAUUAUGUAAUGAUUCUCAUCAAACAUGUCAUUAUAAAUCAUUUGAAGGAGUUUAUGCAUAUACAAAAUAAAGGAAUUAAGAGGU